UUGAAGGUAAACGGAAGCAAAUCUCAGAUUUGUCACAGAUAUCCAUGUUUUCUGACCUCACAAUAAUCUCUGCUGGCUAACCCCUUGCUAAUAUUUUCACUACACCCCUGUCCUAUGAUUUGAAGUCUUUCAUGAAUGCCUGUGGCAGCUGAAAUUUAUGGAUGUACGGUAACAGUGACAUAAUAGAGUAUCACAAUUCUCAAACAUAUAAUCACCCAUCUGAUUACACAACCACAAUAUUUAAUACAUAAUAAUGGCUACUAUAGGUCACUCCUUUUAAUAUGAAAUACCAAACUCUAAAAAUCAGUCAAAUUAAAAAAAAUAUAUCAUAAAAACCUUAAAAUAUCUAGACACAGGUUGUUAAAAAGAUGAUAAAAAUGCCAUAUCUAUAUGCCUAUUCUCAGUAAGGCAGUCUACAGUAUUACACAGUAUGUAAAAAGGAUUUCACACUUUCCCAGGGUACUAUUUUGACAUAUUAUUUAUUACUUUAGUUCAUAUUACAGCCUGUUUUGCGCUGCUAAGGUGACUUGCUGUUAAACAAUGCGUCCAGCAGAUGGAGACAAAAUGAUAUCCACCAAGAUAUCAGUGCCCUCGCAUAACAUCACAUCAAUCGUAACAGUAACACGACUGAAUAUUGUUACCGGCCUGUUUUUUCUUUCUUCUUUUUUUUUUUUUUCUUAAUCAAUAUCAAUAUGAAGUGAGUAUAUAUUAGAAUAGAUCAGCUCGUAAAACACAGAUCAUCUUUACCAGCUAGUAAGCUAUUUCCAAGCUUCCUAAUUAAUUGUCUAAAUUGAACAGUAAUUGUUUCUAAUCGCCUUAUUGUUAUUUUUCUUUAAAGCUGCUUGAUGAUAUUGGAUUAGUAGAGGAAGUUCAGAAGGAAUUUUCCAGUUUGAGCAGCUCAGGCCUGUGUUUAAAUAGCUGACCAGACUGGAUUUUUCAGCAGGAACCUGAAUUGAGAACGCUUGAACCGAAACUACAGUGAUAACACUUGACACGCCCACAAGUGACAGAAUAAACCGGUCAAAUGAGACCAACAACUUCAGAGGUUCCGAGUGUUUACGAGUUCAUCGGAUUAAUGUUUUGUGCAAGGAAAUAUCAAUUCUACGCAAGUCUACAUUAACAUUUGAACUACCUAUAGGCAUCAAAGAAAUAAGCGAUCUCCAGUCAGAAUGGACCCCAAGAAGAAUAAAGUCUUUUCCAAACUGCGAGAAAAAACCAAGCCCCUGUUUAAUGUGAAGAUGGGUAAGAAAGCCAAGAAGACUCCCCUGCGAUACAGAAGGAGCAUUUCAGUACCAGACUUGUUAAGUGAUCGAUCCAUGCAGUCUCUUCUAGACACUACUGAUCAGUCUUUAUCCCCAGACUUGUUUGUUGGGCCAGUUCAUUCAUUUGUUUCUGAUGAAACACAGUGUGAAACCUCCAGCCUAACUGAAAGUCUCACUGUUACAGACACAACAUUAUCUGCAAAGUGCACUGACCCAUACACUGUCCCAGACAGCCCAUUUUCAAAAAAGGUCCUGGGCCAGCACAAUGCUACAGACACCUCUCUGGAUCAGGUUAUUACCCCAUACACACCAUCCUCAGCCAAGGUCCCAGACAACUUGAUACUUCCAAACACACCACCAGAUAAACGGAUGGAGGACAGGGAAAGAAACACCACAUGGUACAUAGAAGACAGUGAGUCAGCUUGUAGCACACCAUCUGAAGACCGGUCCGUCAUCUUCUGGUCUCCUGAGCAUGACCUGACAGGGUUAGAGCCUGUUACACCACAGUCCACAGAGAUGUUUAUUAUCGGAUCAGCUGAGGACAAGAAUGAAGCUUCCAAUGAGACCAACGACUAUGACACCAAUUUCUCAGGAAAAGAAACGAAAACUACUGCAGCAGGUCAGAAGCUCCAUUAUCUCCUCACCAUCAACUUAAAGGAGGGAAGGAACCUGCCCAUCAAAGAUCGCUGUGGUACCAGUGACCCGUAUGUCAAAUUCAGAAUAGAUGGCAAGACAGUCUACAAAAGCAAGGUUGUGUACAAGAACCUUAAUCCUACAUGGAACGAGUGUUUCUCCAUCCUCAUCAGGGACUUGGAGCAGAAUGUUUAUGUUAAGGUGUACGACCGGGAUCUGAGAUCUCGGGACUUCAUGGGUUCAAGCGUGAUCAUGCUCAGUAACUUGGAGUUGGACAAAACAUCUGAGAUGAUCCUGCAUUUGAAAGACCCUGGCAGUCUGGAAGAGUACAUGGGAGUAAUAAUCUUAGACGCCUGCGUGUCCAUCUGUGAGGGGCCCACCAAACGAAAUAAAUGGCCACAUAGGAGGAAAGGAAGCUUCAAUAAGGGUCAGCUCCGAGCGGCUGCCAUGCAGAAAAGCCAAGUGUGGAGUGGCGUAUACACUGUGGUGCUUGUGGAGGGGCAGGACAUGCCUGAAGGUGGCCAAGGAGACGUCUUUGUCCGCUUCAAACUGGGAGAGCAGAGGUUCCGAAGCAAAAAUCUGUGCAUUAAGACCAGUCCACAGUGGAGGGAGAAGUUCGAAUUCAACCGUUUCGAGGAUGGCCAACCAGAUGUGCUGCUAGUUGAGCUCUACUGCAAGAAGGGCAGAAAGUGUGAGGAAUGCUGGGGAAUGAAUGAACUUGACCUCUCACAGCUGCCAGCCAAUUCAACACAGACAUACAACGUGAUUACAAGCAAAGGGCGGUUGGUGUUUCUGGUCACACAGAACCCCUGUUCUGGAGUCUCCAUCUCUGACCUGGGCUCCACAUCCUUAGACAAUCCAUGUACCGAUGAAAGCAUCCUGAAGAAAUAUAGUCUGAAGAAAACACUGGAUAAUCUGAAGGAUGUUGGCUACCUCCAGGUCAAGGUUUUACGGGCUGCAGACCUUUCAUCUACAGAUCUGAAUGGUAAGAGUGACCCAUUUUGUGUGCUGGAACUUGGGAACAGCAAGCUGCAAACUCAAACCAUCCAUAAGACCCUCAAUCCAGAAUGGAGAACAGCCUUUACAUUUCCAAUUAAGGACAUCCAUGAUGUCCUAAUGCUGACCGUUUUUGGUGAAGAUGGAGACAAAGCACCAGACUUUCUGGGGAAAGUUGCUAUUCCUUUGCUUACUGUUUCUAAUGGACAACAAAUAACCAGUCUUUUGAAAAAGGACAAUUUGGAAGACAUGUCGAAAGGAAGCAUUACACUGGAAAUGAACGUUUUGUACAACCCAGUCAGAGCUGCCAUUCGAACCUUCUAUCCCAAAGAAACAAAGCUUGAGGAGGACAACCCAAAGUUCAAUAAAAAGCUGUUAGCACGCAACAUUUACCGUGUGAGGAAGAUCAGCAUGGCCAUUCUGUAUACGCUGCAGUACAUUAAAAGCUGCUUCCAGUGGGAGAGCACUCAGAGGAGCAUCACUGCCUUCCUGGUUUUUGUAUUGACGGUGUGGCACUUUGAGCUGUUCAUGUUGCCUCUCCUCCUCCUGCUGUUCAUCGGCAGGAACUAUUUCCACAUCACGCCAGGCGUGGGCAGCCACAGUCAGGACCUGGAGAGCAUCUCUGCCGCUGAGGACGAAGAUGAAGAGGAAAAGGAAUCAGAGAAAAGAGGCCUGAUGGAGAAAAUCCAUAUGGUUCAAGAAAUUGUGCUCACCUUCCAAAGCGUUCUCGAUGAAAUAGCUAGCAUCGGAGAAAGAUUAAAGAACACUUUCAACUGGUCAGUGCCAUUCUUGUCCUUCCUGGCCUGCUGUGUCCUGUUCAUUGCUACAGCUACACUCUACUACAUCCCUUUGCGUUACAUUGUCUUGUUAUGGGGUAUUAACAAAUUUACAAAGAAGCUCCGCAACCCACAUGCCACUGAAAACAACGAAAUAAUGGAUUUUCUCAGGAGGGUACCAUCUGAUGUUCAAAAGGUGCAGUAUAGCGAGCUGAGACCGCCUAGCAUCCAGAGUGCACAGAAGAAGAAGCGCUAGUGCUCAUGCAAGUUGUUCCGGAUGAAAGGGCGAGACAAUGGUUGAAAGUGGUCUCCUCCCUUCUGUGGGGAGGCUGCUCAGAUUCUCUCAAAUGUGUGUGUGUGUGUGUGUGUGUGUGUGUGAGAGAGAGAGAGAGAGAGAGAGAGAGAGAGAGAGAGAGAGAGACAGAUAGAACAUUGUCACUCACUGACUUGCAGGCCAGCACACUGGGAUGUAACUAACAGAGCAUGAUCAUGAAGAAGAAAGUAAAAGCAAAGUAACCUCAGCCCUGCAGCGAUCAUGCAAAACACAACAAGCAAUUCAUAAAUUGAUUAAUACAAUAAUACUAUAAAUUAAUAAGUGACACAAAAUGUGAUAUUAUAAUUUGAGGGUGACAUGGUUUUUUAAAUUAUUUUUUAAAGAAAAGAAGAUUAUGCCUUAAUGUAUGACAGGCAUGGUAAACUCUCCUCAUUUAGACUGUACAUAGCAAACAAUAUCGAUGAAAAAUGCAAUCAGAAAUUGUGACGUGAACAGUUAUAUUUAUUAAGUGGAAGAAUGCAAAUAUUUUUUAAAAAAAUUACUAAUUAAUGUGUAUGGAUUAUGUGAUUUGUAUCAAUAUUUUUCAUCCCAUAUGUUUUAUAAAAAAGUUAUCCUUUAUAAUGUUAUAAAGCUAACUAAUGGU
Molecule: messenger RNA, 4584 nt
Organism: Ictalurus furcatus (blue catfish)
Lineage: Eukaryota; Metazoa; Chordata; Actinopteri; Siluriformes; Ictaluridae
Gene: mctp2a
Product: multiple C2 domains, transmembrane 2a
Exons: 23
Coding region: 1170-3923 (917 amino acids)
Biological process (GO): regulation of neurotransmitter secretion
Cellular component (GO): synaptic vesicle membrane
Molecular function (GO): calcium ion binding
Source: RefSeq, a predicted model, not a curated record